UGGGAGUGGGAGAGCGAUUUCUAGCCGGGCCUGAGGAGCAACUACAGCCGCCGGGCUGUAUGGAGCCAUCGGAGGGCACUCUCCUGCCCCCCAUCAAGGGGACUGCGGCAGCUCCAGCUCCUGUCGCCCGCCCUUGGAGACCCAGAUCGGCUCGAGCGGCACCGCCGCCUGGCGUAGGUAAAAUAAAGUGGGAUCCUUAUGAGUCGACAGCGAAACACGAUUUUGUCUUUAAUCCAGCAACAGAACUCAAUGCAGACUGUGCCCGAGCAGGGACAGGACACGUCAUUCCCUUCCAAGUGAGUGAACCAACUGGAAGGAAUACCUACCAAGAUGAGUUCUAUUGGAAGCCUUAUUGCAAGGCAGAACCUAUAAGGAGCGGCUCUGCAUCUGGAGUUAGAAGACACAAUCCACAGCCUUCUGAACGUUUCUUGAUUUGGAAGGUGCCCCGAGAAGAAGCCCCAUUACCUACAGACAGCAUUUCACCUUGGACAAAACCAAUUACUUUACAAGACAUUGAAGAAACCAUAAAAAAGCAGUAUCGAUCAGUAUACACUGGAGAUUAUUUAGGGAUACAACCAGGUGCUCGAAAAGAUUCUUCUGUGUCUGCUCCACCAGACUGGAAAACCUUAGUCCCACAGCCUCCAGAUACUGAGUUCAGGCGCCAUUACCAGCCGCAAGCCCAGGUCCCUGACUUAAAGGACUUCACUUGGAAAUAUGGAUGCAAUGCAAAUCGCCAUAUUCCUGUGAGAGGCAUUGUUCCUUCUGUGUCGUUUGUUAAUAUCUGGAAUCAAGAAAAAACUAAACAAAUGAGCACAUACCAAAAAGAUUUUGGGACAGAUUAUCAAGAUAUUAUAUCAGUUUUGAAUUCUCUAGACCCAGAAGAAGUUAAGGCAUAUGUGGAAAAAGCUCCUACUCCCGAAAAACUCAUCCUUCAGAACUUCCUUGACAAAGUCAAUGGGAACAAGAAAGCAGAAAGACCUUCUUCCUCAAAGAAGCCAAGAGAGCAUCCUGUGAAAUGCACAUGAAAAAUUCAGCAAUAUUCAGAGAGGCUGAAUCACAAUUGAAUAUUCUUGCGAUCCCUCUUUAUAUUAAACUGUUUGAAGACCU
Messenger RNA from Heteronotia binoei (common prickly gecko), 1107 nucleotides. It is a transcript of the gene TEX26, whose product is annotated as testis expressed 26. The record is from RefSeq and is a predicted model, not a curated record. The transcript has 7 exons. The coding region runs from base 60 to 1025 and encodes 321 amino acids. Gene Ontology annotation, cellular component: cytoplasm. NCBI's taxonomy places the organism in Eukaryota, Metazoa, Chordata, Lepidosauria, Squamata, Gekkonidae.